AUGGCAGUCUCCAAAUAUGAUGAGAAGCCCGAAGCAGCGGAAGCAUCCGAAACCCAGAACCCAGAGGUAGCUGAUGAGCCCAAGAACGGUAAGAAAAGGGAUACGGAGGAAAUGCAGCACGAGAAAGGCGAAGACAGAGAGGAUGCUCUGCAAGAACCUGGCAGCCUUGAUGCAAAAACUUUGUCGCUGGCAGUUUGCGCAGUCUUGGAAGGGAAGGACUUGGACACCGUCUCCUUGAAGGAUUUCCGCCUUGCUCUGGAGCAACAUCUCGACCUGAAGUCCGGGGCUUUGGAGUCUCGCAAAGAAGAGAUCAAUGAGUUGGUGAAAGCUGAGAUUGGACGCCCAGAAGAGAAACCGAGGAGGACCCAAGCAGCUGCGCGUACCAAGCGAAAGGCGGCUCAAGUAGAUUGGCGCCGCUCCGUGCGCCGAGCAGAGAAGGCCCCAAAGGCAUCAGAGGAAAAAGUGGAGGGAGAGAAUCCGCUUGACCAAGAGGAGAGAAAAGAUCCCGCGUUGGACAUGCCACCCUCCAUGCCAGCACAAAUUUCAGGGCAAGACUUGCAGCUGACCGGAAAGACCUUUGCCAGUGGGACCUUUGGAUAUCAUGGAUGUGCCGGGCUUGUGGUAGAGAUCGGUGGCCAACGGCGGAGCAUGAUGUGCCAGAUUAGCUGUGCUCUUCUGAACGAGUCGACGACAGUGGGAAUCCUCAUUGCUGGACUCGCGGCACUCAGCAGGCGCCUACGCGCUAUUGUCAUUGCAGCACCAGCUGUGGAGAAUGUAUCAGAGCUACUGGGCUGGGCGCGUCGUGGACUGACUGCGCUGGGUCAAGGUUGCUUGAACUUGGACCCUCGAGGAAGCUUUUGUACUACCAGGCCUGAAGACAACUCGGACACCUCCACUCUUGGCAUUUGCGAUGACAAGGCGGUGCAAGGCUGCCAGCAAGGAUGUCAAGUCCUGGUCUCUGACCUGGCAACGGCUCCCCAGUUGCUGUUUGCGCUUGCUGGGAUGGGUCACGAGGUGGUCGUAGUAUGUGAUGAGGCGGCAUCGGUUGAAAUCCCUGUCAUCAAGUCAAUCCUUGCAGCCCCUUCCAGAGCUGUGAUUAUGGCUGGGACCACCUCAAGCUGUGAAGGCACAGGUUCUGCACUUGAAUGGAAGUUGCUCUUGGACACUGCAGGUGCCACAGGCUUCAAGCAGACUCGCCUCUUUUUGAAGGAGCCUAUACGAUACGGGUCUGGGUGCCCCUUGGAAGAGCUGCUGGACUCAAUGCUGUUCCUCGGUGCGACUGGUGAGCAUCCUCUCCACGAGCUCGGGAAUCUUGCAGAGUUGGGCCCCGAGGCUACAAAACUUCUACAACUGGAUCCGGCCUCUUUUACAGCUUCCACCGAAUUCUCCAAAGCGUUGGUCGCAGUGCUACAAACGCAUUAUCGCACUUCCGCCAGCGACAUCAGCAUGAUUACGCAGAAGUAUACUCGAACAAUGGUGCUGGUUCCGGACGGAAGCAUUGAAGGAUUGCGUUGUCCAUUGCCGCUGGUAGUCCUGCUGUGUAUCCUUGAAGCCCCAGAGCUCUCACAAUUGGAGGAAAAUCGAGGGUCCAGUCGGCUUUCAAGGUCCCAUCUCAUGACCUUUUGUAUCGAACAGGACUUCCCGGAAAUGCAGCUUUCUGGCUUGCGAGGCCUGCGGGUGGCGCGCGUUGUUUGCGAUCCCCGUUUACGAGGUUGUGGCUUUGGGAGUGAGGCCAUUCGGCAGUUGGUGGCGCACUUGACGGAGGCAAACCUUCACAUGCUUGAGCCUGGCGAUUCCGAUAAGAUAAGUGGGUUGGGCCCACUUCAACUUGAGCCAUGUGCAUGGCUGGGUGCAUCUUUCGGCCUUACAGCACCGUUGCUGCGGUUUUGGUCUCGUCUUGGGUUGCAGCCAGUAGCUUUGUCGCCAGUGUGGCCCUCGCCGUUUCGAGCCCGCUUGCAGAUGUGUCAAAGGCUUUGCAGAUGA
This is a messenger RNA of Cladocopium goreaui, 1983 nucleotides long. NCBI's taxonomy places the organism in Eukaryota, Dinophyceae, Suessiales, Symbiodiniaceae. The record is from the annotation of a GenBank genome assembly.